Pygoscelis adeliae (Adelie penguin) is the source of this 1338-nucleotide messenger RNA. Its product is annotated as calcyphosin-2-like. The record is from RefSeq and is a predicted model, not a curated record. The transcript is spliced from 12 exons. Lineage: Eukaryota; Metazoa; Chordata; Aves; Sphenisciformes; Spheniscidae. Gene Ontology annotation, molecular function: calcium ion binding. Bases 35 to 1258 code for a protein of 407 amino acids.
CCUGCAACAAUGUUACACAAGCAAACCCUAUAAUAUGCGGCACAGUAUAAGGAAAUCGGAAGCUGAGGAUGUUGCUGCAGAGAGGAGAAAACAGGCUGUAGUUGAACAAGUGAUGGUGGAUCAAUUAUCUAGAGCUGUUAUAAGUGACCCGGAGCAAUCCACGCGCACUGAUGUUUACGAGGAAGCUCAUGGACUUCCGGGACUUGGGACAGCACCGGUGCGUUUUAGAAGAAGAACACUGCAUGAAACGAAAGUAAGGACCAAAUCAGGAUUAACUGAAAACAUGCUCUCUAACAAGCUACGCUUUGAUAGUAGGAUUAUAUCGAGAAAUGGUCGCGAUGCUUGUAGAGAGUUGAUUGGAUUUUUUUUUGCAUGUGACAGAUCCCUUACUGUGUAUGAAUUUCGACAGUUUGGAAAAAAUAGAACAAAUGCCUUGCCUUUCAUUCAGAAGGGAGUGUAUCAACAUCAACGUGGACAAAAGAAGGGAAAAGCUUAUGAUCUUAGUGACUUCUAUAUUGGAGCUAACCUAACUUUCCGAAGUGUUGAUCAUAACCUUCCAGAAAGCGUUAAGCAGAGCUCGGUUCUCACCCUUCGUGUGAUAAGUAUUGAUGAAGCAGCUAUGGAUUUUCUAAAAGCUUCUUCUAUGGAAUUCAAGCAAGAGUGUUCCAACCAAGUGGUUGAUGACAGCAAAGUUUUCAAGAAGAUUCAAGGUAUGCUCAGAGAGACACUAAGUAAAAGAGGAGUUCGGGUUAUAACAGGCUUAGGAAAGUAUUUCCGACGCGUAGACAAGAACAGAAAUGGUUUUCUCUCUCAGGCAGACUUUAAAGAAGCUCUAAAAGUAUUCAAUUUGGGAAUACCUGAAGGGGAUUUUGAAUCUUUAUGGCUUAUUCUUGAUGAUAGCAAGAGUGAUAAGGUUGACUAUGGAGAAUUUACUCGUGCUGUAUUUGGAGAAAUGAAUGAAUAUCGGAAAGCAUUUGUAAGAAAAGCCUAUAUGAAACUAGAUUUCAACAAAACUGGGAGUGUGCCUAUGGUAGAUAUCAGAAAAUGUUACUGCGCGAAGAAACAUCCUCUAGUAUUGGCAGGCAAAGCUACAGAAGAAGAAAUUAAAUCGUCAUUUCUAGAAACAUUACGAGAGUCCUGCAGCAACCCCAAUGAAGUGUCCUAUUCUGAGUUCGAAGACUACUAUGAAGGAUUAAGUAUUGGAAUCAUGGAUGAUGAUGAUUUUGUUAAUAUCUUAAGGAACCCUUGGGGAGUUUAGAGUGGAGGAUGACAAAAAUGAAGAGGAGACAUUUUCUAAACAAGGAGUGAGCUAAAUAAGGGAGGAUUUAGCCUUGAUGU